UUUAAAAAUGUCACAUAUGAAUCUUUUUUUUUUUUUUUUUUAUGUAUUUCGUGUGCACAUGUAACCAGUCAAGCGACCUUGACUGAAAUAAAUGGUCAGUGGUCAGUGAUUUAACUAUUGUGUCCAUAUUUGUCUGUACAUCUUUCAGGUGUGGUAGUGUAUUCUGAAACUGCUAUGCAUUAAUGCUUCCCUCCAAGAGAGGGCCAAAAAUGUCGACGUUGACGGGACGAAUUUGAAUCAAUCUCUUCUUUUUAUUGAGCUCUUCAUUCUUUGUGUGCACAUCUUUCAAAUGUGGUAGUGUAUUAUAGAAGCGAACGGUGCACGCAUGAUGCUUCCCUUCGAGAUUUCAAAUGUCUGAGCCUCUGGGCUUUAGUGCCGUAAGAAAGGAGGAAUGCGUUUCGUGUUAUGGUGACAUAUUUCUCUGAACAAUUGCGAAAUUGGUGCAGUUUGAUGUGCUACACUAAGGCAUAGAAAUAAAGCUUUAGGCUAACAGCGCUAUUGGUGCAGUGGGGCGAUGUGUUACGUCUACACAUACGUUUUUAGAGCAUUAAAGGUCAGACUGCUUUACCGCUAUAUGGAUGAAACUUGUACUCUGAAUUUUUACCGUCUCCCAUUCAGAUAUCGUGACCGGAAAUGACAUGUAUUUAGGCUAAUUUCACGCUGCUUGCAUCUCCAGUAAUCAGCCAGACCUUCUUGCUGGAAACUGGUCGGUGUUUGGGCGUGCUUUGACUGUAACUAUUAGUCUCUGGGCUAUCAAGCGUAACGUUAGAUUUAGUAAGUAUCUUAUGCAAACGCCAGGGCUACAAUGAUUCGCAGAUCCAGGAUCAGUGUACGGCCAAAUGUGCGGCCUGUCAGCCGACCAACAAUAACUUCCCAGGACACAUCUAAGAAGAACCAGGACUUCUCUCCCCAUGCGUCUGUAGGCUCAGAACUGACUGAACCAGCACCAGAGCAGCCUUUGUUUACUCCUGCUGAAGCAUGCAAGACAAGUACACAGAAGCCGGAGCUCGAGAUGGCUGCUUCUUGCCAGAAUGAUGUAUCCCAAAGCAGUAAGCUAGUUUCGGGACCUCCACGGAGGAAAAUGGCACCCAAUCUCAGCCUGUCCAAGCCACAUUACUCGCCUGCCUCCACAGAGAUGGAUAGUGAAACCACCGGACCCCAGUCAACCUCUCCUCACAGAAGGACUUUGUCCCCACGUAACCUUGCAACAUCAGUCAAAUCCAUCCGUCCCAAAGUCUCUAUCAACACAGACGAGACUCUUCCUUCAACAGCCAGCGUGCCGGUGAAGGCAGAUGGCAGAGUCGCUAUCAACACAGAUGGGACCCUUCCUUCAACAGUGAAGGCAGAUGGCAAGGCUCCUCAUAGGCCCAGGGGUCGGCAGAGACCUGCUGCUGUUCCUAGACAGUCCAGAGUAAACCAUAGCGAAGACAUCCAGUCUCAUGCUCAGCAACAGCCAGAUAUAAACUCUUUUAACAAGGGGAAGGAACAAGGGGAGUCGAAUAGUGAGGAGGAGAUUGCAUUGAAAGAGACUACGAGUCCACAGUCAGAUCCCUUUUCUUGUAUGCAGAGUUUGAAGGAUUCAGAGGUUUCUAAGCCAAGAUCAUCCUCAGAACAAGACCCAACUCCUACCCCAGAGAAAGCUUCAUACAAACAGACUAAUAAAUCUUUAUCUGCUAUGCGAGGCCUAAAUGAUCCUGCUGAUCUAAUCCGGCUGGGGAAAGCUCAAAAACUGCGUGAAAUGCUGAAGCUAGAGGUUUGUAAGGAGCGGAGCCAGAAGACCUUCAUGGUAAAAAGCAAAAGGAUCCAGUGUGAGACACUGAAGGAUCACAGCAGGAUGACCAUGAGGGAGCUGAUUUACUAUCUGCCAAAGACCAACCCUAUGAAAUGUCAGGAAAAGGACCAGAACCCCAAUCCCCAAGAGGUCACCAUUUCGUCACCAGUUUCUUCUCAUGUCUCAGAGGAGAGACCAGCACAGCACUCAGAGGAAAGCCCAGCACAGCCAAAACAGCACAUUCAGUCCCAGAGUGUCGGCGAACACGAGCAGGAACACGAGGAAGAUGUGGCAGAUUUGUCCGAAUCUGAAGCUAAUGAAGCUCUGUUGGUACCCCAGGUGAAGGUAGCAGAGGAUGGCUCACUGAUCAUCGAUGAGGAGAGUUUGACCGUGGAGGUACUUCGCCAAAAGGGGCCAAACCUUUCUGCGGACAGAGACCCCAUCUUUGAGCGCGGCUCGACCACGACCUACUCCAGUUUCCGUAAGGGCACCUACACUAAGCCCUGGUCAAGUCAAGAGACAGAUAUGUUUUUCCUGGCCAUCAGUAUGGUAGGCACAGACUUCUCAAUGAUUGGUUCAAUGUUUCCACACCGAGCUCGCUGUGAGAUUAAGAACAAGUUCAAGAAAGAGGAACGUGCCAACGCCUGGAGGAUAGACAAGGCCUUCCGAGAGAAACGGCGUCUGGAUCUGGACUUCUUCACGGGGCUACUUGAGAAGAUCUUAGCUGAUGAAGAGAGAAGGAAGAAGAAUAGAGUUAGACCCUCCCUAGGAGCCAAAGUGCAGCAGAGGAGAGAAAAGAAAAAACCCAGAGCGAGAAAGACCUCGAAGGCUGCCACAGAUACUGAAGAUUCUGCAGAGGAAGACCUGAUUGGUGAUUUUACAGAGGGAGAAAAAGAAAAUGAGGAUCGUGUGAAUGAACUAGGAACAGUUAAUAGCAAGAAAACUAAAAACAGUGGAGAGGGAGGUUAUUUUUCUCCAAAGAGAGACAAACAAACAACACCUGAUGCAGAAUCCUGUGAGGUCGCGGCUGAGGACCCCGGCAGACCAGCUGGUGAUGAGAGCUCACUCGAUGAUGGGGCUGAGAUUGCUGCAACGCUGAUGGAUGACAGGAGAGACUCGAUGAUGAGACCCACCCAGCUGGCCUGUGACCUUGAGCAGCAGGGAGAGCUCUCGAAACCUCAUCCGAGGCGCUCCGGAAAAGCUGUGCACCGAACAUCACAGAAUGCCCAAAACGGAGAUUGUGCCACUGAGGAGACUGAGGAAGCAUCGUCCCAGAUGACCAGAAGAUCCGAGACAUCCUCAACUCCAAGAGCAAGAAAACGCAAGAAGCAGGAUGUUGAAGCGAAUGAGGAAUUGCCCAGCAAGCCCAGCAGAUCGAAGAGGCUACUGAAACUACCUCGGCCACAGGUGCCAAAGGAGAGGUCCGCAGAAAUAAUAGGUGACACUCUCACAGACUCCAAUGAUUCUCCACUUAAUGUUACAAAACGGAGCAAGCCAGCAGCCAUCUUGUAUGGCGGCCAAAAAAAACGGACUGGGCUUGUUACCCUCCGAGCGUCAGUCUCCGAGGAGGACAUGGAAAUACAAGAGGCAGAGAUACAAGAGCCUGAAGCUUUGCAAGAUUGCGACGAUCCCACAAACCCUGAGGACCAGAACCAGGUGCCCGCUUUUGUGCCAGUGGGUCUGCGCUCUCCUCUGCCUGUACAUGCGGUCGUCGAGGAGACUGUGGAGGAGGGUGUUAUUGACUUUAUUGCUCCAGAGAACCUUGAAGCAUCUGAAGACAGUUAUAAGGAGGCAGCCCAGACUCUGCUGACAAUUGGGAACCCAGGUCAUGUGAGACAGAGCACCUGUGCACCUAAUACAGUAGCAGAUCAGGAACAAGCAGAUGAACAGCCCACUGAUACACAUGCAGACCCUGGAACAGCAGAUGAACAGCCCACUGGAACACAUACAGACCCUGUAACAGCAGAUGAACAGCCCACUGAAACACAUACAGACCCUGGACCAGCAGAUGAACAGCCUACUGCUACACAUACAGACCCUGUAACAGCAGAUGAACAGCCCACUGAAACACAUACAGACCCUGGACCAGCAGAUGAACAGCCCACUGGAACACAUACAGAGCCUGGACCAGCAGAUGUUUCUUCAGAACCUGGACCAGCAGAUGUUUCUUCAGAACCUGGACCAGCAGAUGUUUCUUCAGAGCCUGUAACAGCAGAUGUUUCUUCAGACCCUGGACCAGCAGAUGUUUCUUCAGAACCUGGACCAGCAGAUGUUUCUUCAGACCCUGGACCAGCAGAUGUUUCUUCAGAGUCUGUAACAGCAGAUGUUUCUUCAGAGCCUGGAACCUCUCUCUGUGGUGCUUCAUUCAUUGGGAGCAACUUAAAUCAUCAGGGAGCUGCUGUCUCAACAGGUGUAUCUCAGCUGGCAGAGACUAACUGCGAGGAGCCUGUGUUCAUCAUCUCCCUGACUGAAAUUUCACCGUCCUUCAUAGAGACACUUCCCUCUGACACGGACACCCCCCUCUCACACACUGAGCUGCUCUACUGUAAUCCAGAACCUCUCCCAUCUCUUCCAGAAACUCUUUCCUCUGAUACGCAGAUACUCCCAUGUCUCAACGACACGCUCCCUCUUAGGACAGAAUCUCUGCCAUCUUUUUCAGAGAUGUGCUUAUCUCCCCCUGAGCCCCUCACAUCUCUCACAGAGCCCCAUAACUUGGUCACCGACAUCGUUCCUUCUCUGAAGGAGCCCCUACCUCCCAUUACAGAUGAUCUGCCCACUGUUCCAGAGCCUCUGUGUUCUCUCACAAAACCCAGUCCCGUGACGGCACAAUCCAACACAGGACUAGAAACACGAGGUAAUGGAGAUCUCUCGGAGGCUGACAGAAGAACUGUACCUCAUCUGCUGGUCACUGAUGCUCUGAUGCCUGUGCCAAACGAGAAGAAACAACCGGAGCGUUCCAUGGACAUCUCCUCACCACCAAAUCUCACGCUAGCGUCUUCAGCCAUCCAACCUGAUGUAUCAACUAACAUUGACCCGCCUCAGAAGAGCAGAGGGUAUGAUGGCGCUAGGAGAGGCAAGACACAAGUGCAACCAGGUCUGCCUUCAAGAAGGACAUCAGCUAAAUGCAUCUCAGCACAGGCCCUUAGAAGCCCUCCUGUUUCUCAAAUCUGCAAAACUCAUCAGCCAAGCUCUACACAAUUAGCAGGAGCAUUAUCGGAGACAUCUUCAGUACAUUUACCAAAAAGUCGAGUCAAAGGGAGACAGGCAAGGAUAAAGGAGGUCACAGUUGCUGCUUUGGGAGAUACACAGUCUUUCUGUCCCAUUACUCCUCAAGUUCCUGUUUCUACGAAUAGCGACAACCUUCAGACGGCUAAAGGAACAGUGUCUCACCUACUCAUUCCGGAUGCCCUGGUGCCGUGUGAUUUGGAUGCAGACGAUAGGGAUCAACUACACGACACGGGUGCAGCUCAAAAUGAAUCCACACCGCCAUUUUGGGAUAAGCCAAUUACGGACUGUUCCCCAGACAUAUCUUUUUGCACGAACACCAAAGCAAACUUGGAAACUUGUGUUGAAGACCUCUCAGAAAUCACGAUGGACCAGUGUCGUGUUCCCAGGACAGAAGAAGGAAUCCCAGUGGGCAUUGUUGUGGCUGAAAGGGAAUCUUGGCCUCUCCUUCAUGUCACUCCUAUGGAGGCCGUGGCCACAGUGAGCGAUUGGAGCGUCCCUGAGGAUGACGCUAGAGCGGUAUCUGCCAUGAUCAUCACUGAUGCCCUGGUGCCUGUAUCGGUAGAAACGGAGAAUAAACAAGAGCGUGAAGAGAAGAAGCGCACUAAGACGGAGAAACCUGAGAAUCUCACCACUACAAGCUCAACUCAUGAAAAUGUUGCCAGGUCAUCAGCACAGCUUGCUUCUGAUGGACUGACUGAAGAUAUAUCCCCGUUAAAGAAAAGAAGAUUGCUUGAGAGCACACGGAGAGCCAAGCUCCAUGUGAAACCAGCUUUGCCAGUACGCCGAAUUUCAUCUCAAAAUGCCUUGGCCCAAAAAUCCAUGCCACCACUCUCCUCGACCCAGAGUUCCUCUGCCAGCCACUCCGCUUCUGCCCAGCCCAACAGCACACCUUCGCCAGCAUCAGCAUAUAAACCUGCAUCAACGGUUGGUGGUGUGGGUGGAGGGGAAUCCCCAAUGGUCCAGCACAACACUCCAUCGGGGGCAACUCAUGCUAUGGCCAGACCUGGAAGAAAGCCAAAAGGCUUCCUGUCCUUCAUGUCCAGUAAGAGUACGUCUGGGGUGACCGCCACAAAACCUCAAGUCAAACCAGUACAAUCCAGGAGGAUGCCUAUAGCACCAAGGACCAUCUCCACGGCAACAGAACCUCAAGUCAAACCAGUACAAUCCAGGAGGAUGCCUAUAGCACCAAGGACCAUCUCCACGGCAACAGAACUAGCUACAUCCUGUAGUUCAUCAAAUACAAAUCAUUUACACUCCCUGCAGAAUCAUGAGGUGAUCUCGUCUGAAUCAAGAGACUCCAGCGUCAGGCAUCACUCAGAGGAGCCCACAAGUAUAUCGGAGUACUUUCUCAGUAACAUCUUUACAGAGGUGGAGGAGAAGGACUGAAUUUGAAUGGGUGUCCAGCCUCGAUGAACAGAAGGCCUGUCUGAUGAAUGGAAACAGGCUGUAGGGAUUGUGAUGUCACAGUCUGAAGAUUCUCACAUUCCAUGAGGUCUGUCCAGUGUCUAGGAGCUGCCAGGGGGGAGUCAUGCCAGUCUGAAAUCACUUUCUGAUUGGUGGUAGCUAGAAUUCACUGUAAACAGGUUAUGGUAUGGAACUGUAUAUAGGUUAAUUUGUGCCGACCAGUAUGUGUGUAACUGAGGGCCGGGACACACUAUGUUGGGUACUCUAUCUCAAUCCCAGUCCCAAUUUUAAUUUAAUGAUGAAUUAGGCAGUCAUUCCUUUUCAUUUUGUGUGUUUGGGGAAAUUCGUGUAGAGAAUAAGAAUGAUGUUUUGGCUCUAAUGUGUAUUCUGAAGUUCUCCCUUGUUCCAGGUACGGGCAACAAUAGAGUAACAGAUUUUUGUGUAAAAAAAAAUCACUGUUCAUAUUUCUAAAUAAAGUGUCAGUGGUUUUCUCA
Molecule: messenger RNA, 6897 nt
Organism: Clupea harengus (Atlantic herring)
Lineage: Eukaryota; Metazoa; Chordata; Actinopteri; Clupeiformes; Clupeidae
Biological process (GO): RNA polymerase III preinitiation complex assembly
Cellular component (GO): transcription factor TFIIIB complex
Molecular function (GO): TFIIIC-class transcription factor complex binding
Source: RefSeq, a predicted model, not a curated record